Molecule: messenger RNA, 1117 nt
Organism: Paramecium pentaurelia
Lineage: Eukaryota; Ciliophora; Oligohymenophorea; Peniculida; Parameciidae
Source: the annotation of a GenBank genome assembly
AUGUAAAACGAAAAAGUAGAACGAUUAAUGCGUUCUAAAGGCAGCCAAUAUAUACCUAAAAAUACUUAGACUUUAUCUCCGUAUGUAAGACAAGUUCCUCUAAUAAACAGUUAACCACAUAAUUAUUUACCUACUUAUUCGAUUUAAAGAAUCCAAACUUAAUCUACUCAUUCAGCUAUGUAUGAAUAAACAGAAUAAUAGAACUCCAUCAACAGAGAGAAAUAACUCUUAGUAUAUAGCCAAAAUGUAACCAUCUUAUUAGCAAUAAUCUGUGUCUCCUAUUAGAGUAAUUUAAUUAUCAACAGAAAGAACAUAAUAAGUAUAAGAAUAAAAUGAUAUACAACGAAAUGAAAAACCUUUAUAAGUAGUCUCUAUAUAAGAUAUGGAAAAUAGAUAUAAAUAAAAAUUAUUGUAAUUAGAAUAGUUGAUCAACAGAUUGUAGAUAGAGAACUAAAGAUUAAAAAUUAAUGAAUAAAAUCUUAAAUCUAUGGAUUAUAUGACUAAAAUUAAUGAAUUAGAACUUAUGGUUAAGAAUUUUGUAAUUUAAGAAGAUGGAUUAAAGAAUGAAAUUUAACGAUUAAAAUAAGAAUUAUUUGAAUAAAAAGAAAGUUUUACUUUAUUAUAAAAAUAAUUAUAGAAUAAGAAUGGUAAUAAUGAAGAAAUUAAAUAAUUGAAAAAAUAAAUACAAUAAUAUGAAAUAGAUAGUAAAGAAAUGUAAAAACAUUUAAGUAAUAAAGAUGCAGAUAUUAUAAAAUUAAGAAAUAUUUUAAAUGAAAAAGAAAAUUGGAUAGAUUAAUUAAAUGAUUAAAUCUAAGAAUUAUAAAUAGUCUAAGAAAACUAUUCAAGAGUUGAAACAACUGUAAUAUCUUUAUAAGGAGAAGUUGAUGUUUGGAGAAAGAAAUUUAAAGAAAAAAAUGAGGAGGCAUCAGAAUUAAGUGAAAAAUUAAUAAUGGCAGAAACAUCACUUGAAGCAUUAAAAAAGAGAUAAAUAACUUAAAUUAAAGAAGUUAAUAUUACAAAAAGUAAUAGUAAAACUAAUAAUAAUAUGAUAUAAUCAGUUGAUACAACAAAUAGAUUAAAUAGAGGAUCUUAAUAUUCUUAAAGAUAAUAACUAUGA